AUUCAAAUAGCGCUAUGUGGUAGAUUAUAUCCUAAAGAGGGUGAAAAGGAUAGUAUGGUGUGGAUUCCCUCAGCUUCUAGUUCUUUCAAAGCAGGAAAAACAUGGCAUUGGAUAAGAAAUAAGCAAGCUAGAGUACCAUGGCACAAAUUAGUUUGGUUCCCUCAAUCAAUCCCUAAACAUAGCUUCAUUUGCUGGUUAGCUAUGCUGGAUAGAUUAACAACAAGAGCCAGGCAAAAGAAAUGGCCUCCGACUUUGACUGACACUUGUGUACUGUGCAACAAUGACUCAGAGACUACUGAACAUCUCUUCUUCAAGUGCUAUUACGCAAGAAGGGUCUGGCAAGUUUUGAGCAAUUUGGCAGGUAUUCCAUUUAUGGACUCUUGGCAAAGGCUUUUAAUGUGGAUGGGAAAGCGGAUACGAAGGAAAUCCUUGUAUUGGACACUUAUCAAGUUAAUAUGGAGUGCUGCAAUCUACCAUGUUUGGAUGGAAAGGAACAAUAGAAUCCAUCAGCAAGUCUUUAGAACAGAAGAGGCAGUAUGUGAAGAAGUGCGAUUUGAUGUGAAACACAGGAUUUUAGGUUUUGCCAAGUUGAAAUCGUCAUCUCUACCUGUCUCCGUGGCAAUUAAUUGGGGGAUUGAAGCUGUUGUGCAAGGAUAGUAUAGAUUAAAUAGUUUCUGCAUUUUAUUUUGUAGCAGCAACAAAUUGCUGCUUGCUUGUGUAUAUACAGUUACUGGAUAAAUAAAAUUCACCUUUUAUC
Messenger RNA from Rubroshorea leprosula, 757 nucleotides. Lineage: Eukaryota; Viridiplantae; Streptophyta; Magnoliopsida; Malvales; Dipterocarpaceae. The record is from the annotation of a GenBank genome assembly.